Loa loa (African eye worm) is the source of this 137-nucleotide messenger RNA. RefSeq lists its product as hypothetical. NCBI's taxonomy places the organism in Eukaryota, Metazoa, Nematoda, Chromadorea, Rhabditida, Onchocercidae. The transcript has a single exon. The record is from RefSeq and is a predicted model, not a curated record. The annotation marks the transcript as partial.
CCGGACUUAAAGAUGAUGGUACCAUGGCGAAUCACUUGGAUGAAUUCUUGUUUCAAGUAAAAAAUAUAGAUGCAUCGAACCUGUACCUAACAAUUGAUCAUCAUUGUGACGGUGGAAUCAUGCAUAAGGUGCAUUAG